Scatophagus argus is the source of this 5025-nucleotide messenger RNA. RefSeq names its product C2 domain-containing protein 2. NCBI's taxonomy places the organism in Eukaryota, Metazoa, Chordata, Actinopteri, Scatophagidae. Bases 601 to 2616 code for a protein of 671 amino acids. The transcript is spliced from 13 exons. The record is from RefSeq and is a predicted model, not a curated record.
GUUACAGUUUGUGCCACAUAUCCGUUUCCAAACGACAACUUUGUACAGUCAGACUGGGCUGUAAACCAAGUCCAGAGGCAAGGGCUGCACUUCGUUUUCAGGAUGUGUUCCCCGGGACUCUUGUUCAGUAUGUGAAUAUCGUCUGGUGGAGCUUAACCAUAGACGUAGUAAAUAAUUCCUAUUUGGGGAAACUUUGUCGACUACAUAGCUAAUGAAGAAUAGGUAGUUAAGCGAACCGUGGCGAAGAUUAGCUAACUAAGCUAACAACCAUUUUCAAUGGGGGGAGGAGAGUGCGCUUUUCUGCAGGUUUAUUUGAAUUCAGAGACUACCUUUAGCUGUUUGACAAUGGCGUAGCACUCUGUAAACAGCUUGGGUUGUUUGAGACCUCGAUAUAGCCUGUUAAAGCUGCUAUGGAGUACUGCAAAAUGGAUAACAACAAGCAUAAUUUGUUUUGGGGGUUGAGCUCUGUGCUGUUAUCAGUUAUAAGAGAUUGCUUUCACUGAUUUCGCCGUUGCCCGACAGAACACAUACUAUGAGGUUGCCAGGAAUUUCCUCAGAGGAGGAGUAUUAAGCCGUGAUCAUCAUUUUCGUUUGCGAAGAAUGUCCGACUUUGAAAGUUCCAGAUCAUAUUUUGGUUUGGAGGAUCCGCAGUGGCUAUGCAUGGUCACGCUUUUCAUCGCGUCCCUUGUUACUCUCAUACUGUAUUUCGUACAGUAUUUCCAACAAAAGGGUGUAGGAAAUAAGCAGAAAGCAGCAGAGGACGAUGCGGCGAAGGAGGAAGCCGCCUCUCUGCUGGGAUGGGCGCUGUCACUGAAAAGCUGGAAAAGUCAGUGGAGAGGAGCUUGGUGCAGAGCAUUGAAUGACGAGUCAAGGAAGCGUGGGGGUCCUGUUCUGUUAACCUUUGAAGAGGAUGAUCUCAAGGCAUCAGAGCUCAUGGUCAGGCAGGUGUCCAGCUUUCAGAGGUCUGCCAGAAACAAGGCUGCCUCCUGCAGUGUGGUUGGAGAGAGGAUUCAGUUCUCUGUCAGCGCAACCUCAACAGCCUUGGCUACAGCAGGUCCUUGUAAAUACACCGCCUGUAUAGCUCCAUUGGUGUUUCAGCUUGAUCUACAGAUGGAGGAAGCUGGAGAUGAGUUCAAGGUGAGCUGGGGAGUGUCUCAUCUGGAGAUGGGGGAGCUGCAUGUGACACCCACUUUCACACAGGACAAUCCCUGCACAUCCAGUGUGGUACCCAUAAAGGAGCAGUUGAGAGAGCUGUUAUGUGUGACGCAUCCUUCUGUGUUACUGAACUGCAGGCCUGCUCAGGCCUCAGAGGUCAAGGAAGUCCGCAACAACGUGGUUUCACCCCCCAAACCCCCCCGUGCCCACGACUGGAAGCUGCUGGUGAAGAACAUCCGGGUGACAUUGAAUCAGCAGGAAGAUGCUGCAGGCAGCAUGAAUCCUCUGUGUGUACUGCAGUUAGAUGAUCCUCCACAGAGGUUUAACACCUCUGUUUUGAAGAACACAACCAGUCCUGCCUGGGAUCAGCCGUUUAUCUUUGAACUGAAUGGACUUUCAAAAGAGCUCAGCAUUCAGUUGAUGAAUGAUGGACAGCCUCAAGAGAUUUCCUUACUUGGUCAGGUGUCAGUGCCUUUUGAUCUUGUAAAGAAGCAGCCCAAAGGACAGCAAACAUUUGCUCUCAUGACCAAAGAUGGAGUGACUGGAUCACUUACUACUGACUUUACCUACCUGGAGCCCAGUGAGGUGAGAUCCUGGCACCCUCCCACACCAGCCUCCAGUAAAAGGGUGGAGAUGGAUCGUACUGUCAUGCCCUGUGGCACGGUGGUCACCACCAUCACCGCAGUGAAGAGCAAGCCCGGUCGACCACUCCCUCCUGGACUUAACAUAGAUCCUACCCAGAAAGCGGCAGCUAACAAGCCCAAGCUGUCGGAGCGUCGCGUUUCAGAGCAGGCAUCUAUGCUGGGCACCACAGUCAGCAAGGCCCUGUCCUCUUCUGAUACUGAGCUGUUGAUGCUCAACGGCACAGACCCGGUUGCUGAGGCUGCCAUCAGACAACUUCACCAGUCUGCCAAACAGAAGCUCAAGUCUCCAGUGAAGAAGAGUACCAUCAUCAUCUCAGGCAUUGCCAAAACGCCCUUGUCUCAGGAUGAUGAGUUAGCUCUGAUGGUGGGCUAUGCUGCUGCGAUGGAUGCCUCGAUAUCAGAAGGCAGCUCUACUCAGGAUGUGACCACAGCGAUUGUGUCAGGGACCAGUAGCCCUCCAGAGGAGUCUGAGCCCCAGGCAGGGCCCAGUGGAAUAGGCAGGCCUCCAGAGGACUGGGAGAGCCAAACUGGAGAGGAACUAGACCGUACAUCGCUAUCCAUGUGCAUGUCUGAGACGAGCUGCAAGAAGAGCAGAGGCAGCUUCCUUCAGAAGAGUGCCAAGCUCUUCUUCCGGCGGCGUCACCAGCGAAAGGACCCGGGGAUGAGCCAGUCACACAAUGACCUGGUUUACCUGGAGUCUCCGGCCGCAGUGGAGCGGGCCAGCCGGACAGCCACGCUUAGCCGUAUGCUCAACCGCAAGAGUAAGAAUAAGAGCAAAGCCAACGGCUCUACCUCCAUGGGGGAGCCACAUGCGUGACCCUCUCCACCUUUCUCCUGUCACCUCAGUUCUUACCAUCACCACUUCCACCUCAGACUUGCACUUGCAAACUUCCUAGCUAACAAACCCCCUUCAUGCCUGACUUGCAUACUGGGGUCCCUAUGUUGGGAAUGGUAAAGCUGUGUAGAUAGAAAAAUAUCCUCUUUUACUGCCAUUUACUGCUUCCUGUAAGAGGUGGGUAUUCCACCAAAAGCAAGUGUGUGCAUGUGUGGAUGAGGGUCCUCCUGCGUUGGACUAGUGGCAUUUUAGAGGAUAUUAUUCUGCAUGUGUCUUUUAUUUGCUUUUAUGCAACAUUUUGAAAUCUUGAAGUGCUUUUGUGGCCUUGUUCCGGACAGAAAGGACUGAUGUGGGCUGACACUCUUAACCUCAGUGAUGCUGAGGGUAAAGAGGAAACUCUUCCUGCUGUAAACCGUAAGUUUCCUACGGUGGACCGGCGGGACCAAAGAUGAAGAGUGGUAUUUGUAUGAUUUGCACAGUUUUAGUACCUUUUAUUUAAAGUGCAAUGACAGGAACUACUCUUAUGAUAGCAAUUCAUGUUUAAACAAAGGGAGAUGAUCUUAUAAUUGCACACCUGGUGCAAGUGGGAGGUAGUAACACAGCUACUUUUUGACACUAAUACUAUGAAAUAUGGCAUUUGUUUAUAACCCUUGUAAUUUUAUUCCAAAUAAAUCCGUAACUCUAACCCAACAGCAGCUAUAUGUAAUGUGCAUAUAAAAGCUAUAAAACCAAGGAAUGCCGAAAAACGUCAGCCUUUUGUCCGACAAAGCUAUCAGAACCAGACAUUCGUGAUUGGCAUGUCCAGAGGGCGUGUUAUCAUGCAACACUGCCCAAUAGCAUAAGUUACAUAAGCAGCGAUGACACUGUGGCUAACAGAAACUUGAGCUAUAUGUGAGCAUUUUGUGUUUAUUUCUCUCUGCAGUGUUUUCAAAUGAUAUGCAGCUUUCUUCUUUGUCUUCCUAAAAGAUUCCUCUUGUACACUACUGUCAGCAGGGUUGUUAAUGUGUCAAAAGGGAACUGCGUGAAACUUUUAUCCAGGGACUGUGACAUUAUACUUGGCCAUACUUGUCACAUUACGCACUAAUGAAAUUUGUUCUACACUCAUUUCAAUCCUGCAUUUCAUCUGAAUGAAAUCCUUUGUCUUGUAUUUGAUGUUUUAUUGUUUUUAAAAGAUGUAGCUUUGAACACAUGAACAAGAGAAAGUGUGAGGAGCAACCACAUCGUUUGGCUGCUUUUUUUUAAUCCAGCUAAUGAUUGUAUUUUCUUUCUGGAAGCAGCUUGUACAUCAUGUUAACUACUGUUUCUUCAAUAAGUUGUUGAUGCAGCGGAGUGACAGGCAGGACUAACAGUUUGCCCUACAGUUCUUCUGAGGAUGAUGUCACGGGGUCGAAUUGUUCCUGGACUUGAUAUAACUUUUGGCUCCUGAGGCUUCAUCCACCAUCUCACCAGAGGACUGAGAGACUAUAGUGAGUUGGCUCUGAGAGACAAACAUAUCCCCAUGUUUCUGCAUCAUCAUUAAUGUCUAUAAUCAAAAAGGCUAUGCACAUAACAUAUAUGUUAACUGUUUACAUUAUUGACUGUCACAAUUAAAAACAUGUUUUUGUUGUUGACAACGCUCUGCUGCAGAUCCAUAUGGUUGUCUUGGUAUUAAAGGUCCACUGGGUAGGUUUCAGUGGCAUCGAGUGGUGAGAUUGCAGAUUGCAACCAGCUAAACAUCCCUCGCAGUGGCUGUUAACACUGGAAGUGGAGCCAGUGUUUGGUUUCUCUCCUCUAGCCUACUAUAGAAACAUGGUGGACCGUGGCGCCCUCCCUCUGUAGACAAAAAAUGCUAAUUUAAGUUAGCGAAUACACAACAAUUCUUAGUUUAUUGUGAUAAUACACCAAUGAAUCAGAAUCAGAAUUCCUUUACUUAUCCCCAAAGGGAAAUUCUUUAAAUAUCAUAUUCCAUUCGUGCCCCUGAAUCCUGUCCAGUGGACCUUUAGCAGUCCACGAUAGAGCUGUGUCAUGUCAUCUCAUCACCUGCCCUCCUCCACCAUCACUGACUGUAGUCCAUUGUGUUCAGAUUCAGGCCGAAAGCAGAAAAUUCUGUUGCCAUUCAGAAAGAAUCACCUCUAAACUCUGAGGAAUGGAGCGGAAGAUGGGUUGUUUUUAAUCAGCUUCAGAGCCCUUAUUUAUGGCAACCUGCUAUUAUGCAUUCAGUAAGCAGUGGGUCUGUAUGUGAUUAAUAAACUGCUUCCUGAUGUUAUUUUUUUCUUAACGUCUGCUCUGCGCACAGAAGCUGACCUAACUGUUGUUGCAGAAUGUCAGUCAUUUCCCUGCAGGGACUGUAACUAAUAUACAUUUGAAUUAUUUCAUUUUCUUCAACAAUAAAUAUUGAUUGAAUAACUGAGA